Messenger RNA from Etheostoma cragini (Arkansas darter), 848 nucleotides. RefSeq names its product trace amine-associated receptor 1-like. Gene Ontology annotation, molecular function: G protein-coupled receptor activity. NCBI's taxonomy places the organism in Eukaryota, Metazoa, Chordata, Actinopteri, Perciformes, Percidae. The record is from RefSeq and is a predicted model, not a curated record. The coding region runs from base 168 to 848 and encodes 226 amino acids. Gene Ontology annotation, biological process: adenylate cyclase-activating adrenergic receptor signaling pathway. Gene Ontology annotation, cellular component: membrane. The transcript has a single exon.
UAGUAUAUAUUUUCCUUGCUGUAUUAUCUGUUGCCACAAUAUGUGGAAACCUUCUUGUUAUAAUCUCCAUUAUUUACUUCAAAGAGCUCCACACUCCUACUAACUACCUCAUUCUCUCUCUGGGUGUGGCUGACCUGCUUGUUGGAGUUUUGGUUUUUCCUUUUAGCAUGGCAUUCACUGUAAGCUCAUGUAUGUACAAUAAACAUGUAUUGUGUAAAAUACGAGACAGCUUUGAUGUAUCACUGUGCACAUCUUCUAUUCUAAAUCUAUGUUGCAUUUCAAUGGACAGAUAUUAUGCUGUGUGUCAGCCUCUGACCUACCGAACUAAAAUCAAUGUCCACGUAACUGUGGUUAUGGUCAUUGUGAGUUGGGGGGUUUCUGUUCUAAUUGGAAUUGGCAUCAUAAUUGCAGGAUUCAGCCAAGGAGCAUGUGAAGGGAUGUGCUCAGUUGACGUUGUAAUGGCAAACACUAUUGGACCUGUUCUCUCAUUUUACCUCCCAGCGAUCAUAAUGCUCUGUAUCUACCUGAAGAUUUUCCUUGUUGCCAAGAAACAGCUGAACAGCAUCCAGAACACAACCCGUCAGUCCGGAGCAGCUGUCAGUAAGAAUGAGAGAAAGGCCACUAAAACUCUGGCUAUAUUAAUGGGAGUUUUUCUUCUAUGUUUGACUCCUUAUUUUCUCUGUAUUGUCUUUCAGCCUUUAUCUUAUAACCCCCCACCACUUCCUGUGAUAGAAACACUCAACUGGCUCACACUGUCAAAUUCAACGCUCAAUCCAUUCAUCUAUGCUUUCUUUUACAGCUGGUUCAGAUCAGCUUUCAAAACGAUAAUCUCAGGAAAAAUAUUUUGA